CGUCCACUCCCCGGAAGUGGCGUAACAACACACGCGUGGCGCCGACCGCCGCUUCCGCAAACAGAAUUGUAGAUGGCUGUGUGGUGUUAGUUCAUGAAGUUUUACUAUCUAUUUAAGUAAGCAAAAAUGGAAAAUUCUGCAAAAGCAGAGGAGUGUGGAAAGAUCUCUCUUGAAGAGGCAAAAGCAUCAGUAGAUUUGGAAACAGAAUCUUCAUUCAGUAUUAAUGAAAACACAACCACUCCUGGGACUGGCCUUUCUGAAAAGGCUCCUAUCUGUGGACAAGUAGACACACCAAAAAAGAGAAAAAUGGAAUUUGAAGAUGAUCUUAUAAAGGAAAGUUCUAGUUGUGGGGAAGAUACUCCAACCAAGAAAAGGAAACUUGAUGCUGAAAUUGUCCCAGAGGAAAAAGGUUCUGGUGAUGAUGAAGGCAUUUCAAGGAAAAGAAGAAUGGAAACGGAUGAUUUUCCAAAAGAUGAACCUUCUACUGGAGAUGGCACACAGAAAAAGAGAAAAAUAGAACUUGAGGAUGUUCCUGAAAAGCAAAAAAAGGUAGAAGAGGGACACAGUUCAGCCGUGGCUGCCCACUAUAAUGAACUACAGGAAGUUGGUUUGGAGAAGCGUAGCCAAAGCCGUAUUUUUUACCUAAGAAACUUUAAUAAUUGGAUGAAAAGCGUCCUCAUUGGGGAAUUUUUAGAAAAGGUACGACAGAAAAAAAAACGUGAUAUCACUGUUUUGGACCUGGGAUGUGGUAAAGGUGGAGAUUUGCUCAAGUGGAAAAAGGGAAGAAUUAACAAGCUAGUUUGUACAGAUAUCGCUGAUGUUUCUGUCAAACAGUGUCAGCAGCGGUAUGAGGACAUGAAAAAUCGUUGUCGUGAUAACGAAUUUAUUUUCAGUGCAGAAUUUGUAACUGCUGAUUGUUCAAAGGAACUUUUGAUUAACAAAUUUCGUGACCCAGAAAUGUGCUUUGACAUCUGCAGUUGUCAGUUUGUCUGUCAUUAUUCAUUUGAAUCCUAUGAGCAGGCUGACAUGAUGCUCAGAAAUGCUUGUGAGAGACUGAGCCCUGGAGGUUAUUUUAUUGGUACUACUCCCAAUAGCUUUGAACUGAUAAGACGCCUUGAAGCUUCAGAAACAGAAUCAUUUGGGAAUGAGAUAUAUACUGUGAAGUUUCAGAAGAAAGGAGAUUAUCCUUUAUUUGGCUGCAAAUAUGACUUCAACUUGGAAGGUGUUGUGGAUGUCCCUGAAUUCUUGGUCUAUUUUCCAUUGCUAAAUGAAAUGGCAAAGAAGUACAAUAUGAAACUAGUCUACAAAAAAACAUUUCUGGAGUUCUAUGAAGAAAAGAAGAACAACGAAAAUAAAAUGCUGUUAAAACGAAUGCAGGCCCUAGAGCCAUAUCCAGCAAAUGAGAAUUCCAAACUUGCCUCUGAGAAGAUAGAUGACUAUGAACAUGCAGCAGAGUACAUGAAGAACAGUCAAGUAAGGUUACCUCUGGGAACCUUAAGUAAGUCGGAGUGGGAAGCCACAAGUAUUUACUUGGUUUUUGCAUUUGAGAAGCAGCGGUGAGCACAUACGCAGUAGUCCAGGACAGCUGUGUCCCAUCCUGUGCAGAUUUGAACGCUCCAUUCUAGAUCUGACAACUUUCUGUUUGUUUGUUGUAAUUACUCUAAAUGUGCAGGAUGCUGCCGGAAUCUCCAGUGUGUAAAUUCAACAUUUGCUGUCUGUGACAGAUGAACUUUGUGUGUGUAUAUAAGAAUGAGUUGGGACCUUUGUCUUAAAAAAUCUAUUUUUAAGUAAUGUUAAGAAUUCCAUUUUGCCCUCACUACUCUCCUAGCGCAUAAAAAUUAUAGUAUGACUUGUUAGAGCUGCUGAACUCUUUCCACAGUGCUCUGAUUUGUUCAAUGUUCGUUUACAGUAUUAAAUUCAUUGCCCUUGUAGAAUUGCUGAGGGAGCAUACUGGUUUAUGGGGGUUUGUGCUCAUUUCUGUAGUUUUGUUAUCUAGUGUUUUUCAAGAUUAAAUGGAUUGUGUUCUGUACAAUUAAUUGAAUGUGCUCAAUAUAUAUUGCUAAAGUUGUACGUUUAAAACAAAAUUUUAGAUGGCCACGAAAGUUUUUUACCUAGAAUUUUAGCCAGUUACUACAUUUCAUAAUAAAUACUAACUACUUUAUUUGCUAAUAUGAUCUAAUUCUGGAACUGGUUAGAAUGUUUUAUAUGCCAGCAUAAAAUUGGUACAGAUUUUAGGGGCUUUAUCUUAAGAAUUUCCUUCCUUACCAAUAAUGUUUCUAGUUAUCAAGAAUGUAAUUAGACAGAUUUCCCUUUCUUCAUUGAAUGAAAAUGCCAUAGUUGUUUUUCCAUGACUUAAUGAAAACCUGUCCCGUGUGAACCUGUUGCACAUUUUCCUCAGAGAGAUGUAUGGAACUGCAAUAGGAGGAUUCAAGGAAGGUGAAAGGAAGCUGAAAAGCAGACUUCAGAUGAAUUCUCCCUGACGUUAGAUACAGCUUACCGGCACUAUGUGCUGUGUUCCUCCCCUUCAGCCCCGAGAGAAGCGGUACCUGCUCUUCCAUUACAACAUCAUACCUUGUGCAGUAGGCUCCAGCAUCCCAUCACCGCUCAGAACUUGAAUUUGCCAUUUCAGAACUGUUGACUGUUUCCAGCCCUGGCUUCUUGCUUGACUUCUCUUCCAGAACUGUUCACAAACCUAGGUUCACACCUAGGUGAACCCUUGUCCUUACUUUACAUUUUACUGUUUAAAAAAACUUUCCAGUAUUUAAGUGUAGUGAAAAACUUACAAAGAACAAAACAGAGCAAUUAUUGCAUAUUCUUCUAAAAAUCAUUUAUUUAAUGCAUGAAUUUAAAAGACAUUACUUUCUGUACUUAUCCAGAGUACUUGUUUAAAAUUUGUUUAUAUAUGUUGAUUAUUCACAGUGUCAGAGUAACAGACCUUUUAACAAGAGAACACAGGUUACCUAAUUUCUGUUUCUUGUGUGUUUGUCAAUCUCCAUACUGUUACCAGUUUAUAAAAGUUAAGUCUUUUAGCCUUAGUGGUGGUUUGCCAUAAGCCGUUUGGGGAAAUAAAUAAUAGUAUUUCUGACUAUGGUGGCUGCCGUUAGCUAACAAAGGUUUGGUAAUGGUGCUGGGAGGUGGGGAUGGUGAGCUCUUAGUGUUACAUACACGCCCAGGUUUAUUUUAAUUCUGGGGGAAGUUCCAGAAAGUAUUUUGAUAGUUUGAUAGAGGAUAUGGCUUCUUUAUUAUUUCCUAUCAUCAUUUUCAUUUAAUGGUCUUGGAUAAUUUUAAACAAGUAAUAAAACAUUUUUAGACUCUUGGCCUUUCCACCCCAUGGAUGACUUGUGGAAGAGAAGGAUCUCCUGAAGGAUGGAGUGAUGGGUGGUAAUACAAAGCAGAAAAGGACGGUGGAGUACCCCGGGACCUUCACUGAAGGGGUAGAAAGGAGUAAAGGAAACCCAGGUGGACUGAGCCAGUGUCUUCGCUCGGAGCGAAGCAAGCUGUUGUGUGUACAGGAAGCACAUGAGCCACCCCCAGAGGAUGCAGAGUUAUGGCAUUGCCCUUUGCAUGAGCUUUCUUGUUCUCUUGGCCGCCUCUCCUCCUCACUGUGCUCCCUGAAGUGAGCUACUUCUACAGCUGCUACAGCUAAAGGUCUGGGCAGUGACUCAAGAAGAACUUUUCGGAAAAGGUGGAUUCUGCCCAUCAAGGUAAAAGCUGGGAGGACACCCUCCCACCACCACACCCCACUGUCUAAAUGUUUGGGAAUUUUCCGUUCAAGAUUUAUAAUUAUUAGGGAGGGGGCAUGGCUCUUCACUAUCGGGUCCAUGAUAUGAAGUUGAUGAAAGUGAUUACAGGCACUCCAAUUUGUCCUCUGCGGAUGAAAGUGAAAUGAAGAUCAAACCAGCCCUUUAUGGGGAGGACACAGCCUGCAGAUUGGGAGGAUUGGUCUGGGAACAUGGCUGGAUGUGUGUAUAAACAAAGAAUGCUCAAGUUGAAUUAUUGGGGCCUAGAGUACACUAAAGAGAGGCACCACGUAGACAUCAUGUUCAGGGAGACACUAUUUCCAGCUGCAUCCAAAGGGGAGGUGUCCUAACCUGCACGCUGCAGCUGUCUGCGGAUAAUGACUGCUCUUCCAGUGUCCACCGAGCCUCUGGUUCCAGGGUGACUCCCCAAAGAAAUUUGCUUUCAAGGAGAGAAGACAUCAAUUAGAGAUCUUGACUUCUGUUAACUAAGGUGUGUAAUGACUCUAAAAGGUAGAUUACCAGUACGGAGUUUCCUAGCCUACCCUGUCCCCAAACCCAAAAAUUGAGGAAAUGUGAUUGCUGCCUAAAUUCAUGUUAGUAGCAUUAUUAGGGCAUCAGAGGUGUGCAAAGUGAUGGGGUUUGAGCCAGCGUGCAAUGUUGGUCAACAGUGGAGAGGUAGAGAAAGCAUUGUCAGGUAUCAGAGUCCAGAUCUCCUGUCACAUUAGUUCUUGUGGGGAUGUGUUCUUCAGCCUGUCUUAGCUUAUUGAUAGGUUAUUUUGCUAAGUCUUCAAGCAUCCUAGUGAAGAUGUGGUUUCUUGUGUAGCUCUGCCAGUGCAAAUACUCUAGCAACUGAAUAUUAUUUUUCAUUAUUGAUAAACUUUUGUUGUCUACCAGGCUUUGUAUGUAUUGUGAGCAGUUAACUGCCAAGUCUGGGUCUUUAAGGCCAGAUCCAGGGACCAAAGUCCUAUAAUGAUUCUACCAAAAUGUCUGUGGGUAUUUACUGGGCCUUUGGUCAAAGAGGGAAGCAUAAGUAUAUGAUGUUACCACCUCCCUAGAUGCUGUUAUGUCAAAUACUACAUAACUGAUAAGUUUCUUCAUUUCUCACCCUCUGAUGGAGCAACAUUCCUGAUUCCUUGAAGGCAGUCAGUGCAGUGGCUCCUACACUUACUUAUUUAGUGAUACAUGUGACUAGGCUGGGGGAUAGCCAGCUCUUCUUCCCUUUCUCAAUUUCUUUUCUGCUCCCACGUAAUCCUGAAGCAUGGGCUCCUGCUCCUCACUGCAA
Lutra lutra (Eurasian river otter) is the source of this 5022-nucleotide messenger RNA. It is a transcript of the gene RNMT, whose product is annotated as RNA guanine-7 methyltransferase. Gene Ontology annotation, biological process: 7-methylguanosine mRNA capping. Lineage: Eukaryota; Metazoa; Chordata; Mammalia; Carnivora; Mustelidae. The record is from RefSeq and is a predicted model, not a curated record. Gene Ontology annotation, molecular function: mRNA 5'-cap (guanine-N7-)-methyltransferase activity. Gene Ontology annotation, cellular component: nucleus.